Homo sapiens (human) is the source of this 4254-nucleotide messenger RNA. It is a transcript of the gene STC2, whose product is annotated as stanniocalcin 2. Gene Ontology annotation, biological process: decidualization; response to peptide hormone; response to vitamin D. The transcript is spliced from 4 exons. NCBI's taxonomy places the organism in Eukaryota, Metazoa, Chordata, Mammalia, Primates, Hominidae. Gene Ontology annotation, cellular component: extracellular region; endoplasmic reticulum; Golgi apparatus. The record is from RefSeq and is marked reviewed. Gene Ontology annotation, molecular function: hormone activity. The coding region runs from base 222 to 1130 and encodes 302 amino acids.
ACUCGCGGCGCUGCUAACGGCCUGGUCACAUGCUCUCCGGAGAGCUACGGGAGGGCGCUGGGUAACCUCUAUCCGAGCCGCGGCCGCGAGGAGGAGGGAAAAGGCGAGCAAAAAGGAAGAGUGGGAGGAGGAGGGGAAGCGGCGAAGGAGGAAGAGGAGGAGGAGGAAGAGGGGAGCACAAAGGAUCCAGGUCUCCCGACGGGAGGUUAAUACCAAGAACCAUGUGUGCCGAGCGGCUGGGCCAGUUCAUGACCCUGGCUUUGGUGUUGGCCACCUUUGACCCGGCGCGGGGGACCGACGCCACCAACCCACCCGAGGGUCCCCAAGACAGGAGCUCCCAGCAGAAAGGCCGCCUGUCCCUGCAGAAUACAGCGGAGAUCCAGCACUGUUUGGUCAACGCUGGCGAUGUGGGGUGUGGCGUGUUUGAAUGUUUCGAGAACAACUCUUGUGAGAUUCGGGGCUUACAUGGGAUUUGCAUGACUUUUCUGCACAACGCUGGAAAAUUUGAUGCCCAGGGCAAGUCAUUCAUCAAAGACGCCUUGAAAUGUAAGGCCCACGCUCUGCGGCACAGGUUCGGCUGCAUAAGCCGGAAGUGCCCGGCCAUCAGGGAAAUGGUGUCCCAGUUGCAGCGGGAAUGCUACCUCAAGCACGACCUGUGCGCGGCUGCCCAGGAGAACACCCGGGUGAUAGUGGAGAUGAUCCAUUUCAAGGACUUGCUGCUGCACGAACCCUACGUGGACCUCGUGAACUUGCUGCUGACCUGUGGGGAGGAGGUGAAGGAGGCCAUCACCCACAGCGUGCAGGUUCAGUGUGAGCAGAACUGGGGAAGCCUGUGCUCCAUCUUGAGCUUCUGCACCUCGGCCAUCCAGAAGCCUCCCACGGCGCCCCCCGAGCGCCAGCCCCAGGUGGACAGAACCAAGCUCUCCAGGGCCCACCACGGGGAAGCAGGACAUCACCUCCCAGAGCCCAGCAGUAGGGAGACUGGCCGAGGUGCCAAGGGUGAGCGAGGUAGCAAGAGCCACCCAAACGCCCAUGCCCGAGGCAGAGUCGGGGGCCUUGGGGCUCAGGGACCUUCCGGAAGCAGCGAGUGGGAAGACGAACAGUCUGAGUAUUCUGAUAUCCGGAGGUGAAAUGAAAGGCCUGGCCACGAAAUCUUUCCUCCACGCCGUCCAUUUUCUUAUCUAUGGACAUUCCAAAACAUUUACCAUUAGAGAGGGGGGAUGUCACACGCAGGAUUCUGUGGGGACUGUGGACUUCAUCGAGGUGUGUGUUCGCGGAACGGACAGGUGAGAUGGAGACCCCUGGGGCCGUGGGGUCUCAGGGGUGCCUGGUGAAUUCUGCACUUACACGUACUCAAGGGAGCGCGCCCGCGUUAUCCUCGUACCUUUGUCUUCUUUCCAUCUGUGGAGUCAGUGGGUGUCGGCCGCUCUGUUGUGGGGGAGGUGAACCAGGGAGGGGCAGGGCAAGGCAGGGCCCCCAGAGCUGGGCCACACAGUGGGUGCUGGGCCUCGCCCCGAAGCUUCUGGUGCAGCAGCCUCUGGUGCUGUCUCCGCGGAAGUCAGGGCGGCUGGAUUCCAGGACAGGAGUGAAUGUAAAAAUAAAUAUCGCUUAGAAUGCAGGAGAAGGGUGGAGAGGAGGCAGGGGCCGAGGGGGUGCUUGGUGCCAAACUGAAAUUCAGUUUCUUGUGUGGGGCCUUGCGGUUCAGAGCUCUUGGCGAGGGUGGAGGGAGGAGUGUCAUUUCUAUGUGUAAUUUCUGAGCCAUUGUACUGUCUGGGCUGGGGGGGACACUGUCCAAGGGAGUGGCCCCUAUGAGUUUAUAUUUUAACCACUGCUUCAAAUCUCGAUUUCACUUUUUUUAUUUAUCCAGUUAUAUCUACAUAUCUGUCAUCUAAAUAAAUGGCUUUCAAACAAAGCAACUGGGUCAUUAAAACCAGCUCAAAGGGGGUUUAAAAAAAAAAAACCAGCCCAUCCUUUGAGGCUGAUUUUUCUUUUUUUUAAGUUCUAUUUUAAAAGCUAUCAAACAGCGACAUAGCCAUACAUCUGACUGCCUGACAUGGACUCCUGCCCACUUGGGGGAAACCUUAUACCCAGAGGAAAAUACACACCUGGGGAGUACAUUUGACAAAUUUCCCUUAGGAUUUCGUUAUCUCACCUUGACCCUCAGCCAAGAUUGGUAAAGCUGCGUCCUGGCGAUUCCAGGAGACCCAGCUGGAAACCUGGCUUCUCCAUGUGAGGGGAUGGGAAAGGAAAGAAGAGAAUGAAGACUACUUAGUAAUUCCCAUCAGGAAAUGCUGACCUUUUACAUAAAAUCAAGGAGACUGCUGAAAAUCUCUAAGGGACAGGAUUUUCCAGAUCCUAAUUGGAAAUUUAGCAAUAAGGAGAGGAGUCCAAGGGGACAAAUAAAGGCAGAGAGAAGAGACAGAACUAAAAAUACGAGGAAAGGAGAGUGAGGAUUUUCAUUAAAAGUCUCAGCAGUGGGUUUCUUGGGUUAUUUAAAACAUCACCUAAAUAGGCCUUUUCUUCCUAAUUGGCCAUCAAAUUAAAGCCUAUCCUUUCUCAAGCAGGAGCUGGUAUUGUAGGGAGUGGCCGGGUAUUCUGGGCUGGGCUCUUCUGGAGUAGGGGGUCAGCAAACAUUGUCUGCAAAGGGCCAGAUACUGAAUCCAGUACUUUCAGUUUGGCGAGCCGUGAGGUCUCUGUCGAAACUACUCAACUCUGCCGUCCUAGCACAAAAGCAGCCAUAGACAACACACAAACGAGAGGGCUUGGCUCCCUUCCAGGAAGAUUUAUUUAACAGGCUCCCAGCUGAAUUUCACUCACAGGACACAGUUUACUGAUCUCUGUUCUAGUGAGUGGGUCAAAAAGCAUAUGCAUCCUUAUCCGUCAACUCAUCAGCUCUUCCUCAAGGCAACCUGAGGCCAGACACCAAGAAACCAAGCGUAUCUGCUCUAAAAUGACUUGUUCCUGGGGAAUGCCUUCAACCAAAACACAGCUAGUAUUUCUAUGCCCCAAAUCCAAUCCCAGUCUUUCAUGAUCCAUGCCGGCGGUUGGGUGGGGAGGGGAAUCAUUGGUUGGGGGAAGGGAGGAAACCCCACCUCCAGCCCCCGCCACCGGGCUCCCUGGGCACCCAGCAAGAUCUGGGGCUGCAGAGAACAGAAGAGCUGGUGCACUUAAUCCAGCUCUGCCCUUGGGGGGAGGAGGACCUGUGUGUCAGGCUCUGCCAUGGGAACGAGUGUAAACCGUGGCUGUCUCCUGCAGUGAGCCACCGCGGCAGGCACGUUGACUGUUUUACUGACAUCACUCAAAAGCUAAAGCAAUAACAUUCUCCUGCGUUGCUGAGUCAGCUGUUCAUUUGUCCGCCAGCUCCUGGACUGGAUGUGUGAAAGGCAUCACAUUUCCAUUUUCCUCCGUGUAAAUGUUUUAUGUGUUCGCCUACUGAUCCCAUUCGUUGCUUCUAUUGUAAAUAUUUGUCAUUUGUAUUUAUUAUCUCUGUGUUUUCCCCCUAAGGCAUAAAAUGGUUUACUGUGUUCAUUUGAACCCAUUUACUGAUCUCUGUUGUAUAUUUUUCAUGCCACUGCUUUGUUUUCUCCUCAGAAGUCGGGUAGAUAGCAUUUCUAUCCCAUCCCUCACGUUAUUGGAAGCAUGCAACAGUAUUUAUUGCUCAGGGUCUUCUGCUUAAAACUGAGGAAGGUCCACAUUCCUGCAAGCAUUGAUUGAGACAUUUGCACAAUCUAAAAUGUAAGCAAAGUAGUCAUUAAAAAUACACCCUCUACUUGGGCUUUAUACUGCAUACAAAUUUACUCAUGAGCCUUCCUUUGAGGAAGGAUGUGGAUCUCCAAAUAAAGAUUUAGUGUUUAUUUUGAGCUCUGCAUCUUAACAAGAUGAUCUGAACACCUCUCCUUUGUAUCAAUAAAUAGCCCUGUUAUUCUGAAGUGAGAGGACCAAGUAUAGUAAAAUGCUGACAUCUAAAACUAAAUAAAUAGAAAACACCAGGCCAGAACUAUAGUCAUACUCACACAAAGGGAGAAAUUUAAACUCGAACCAAGCAAAAGGCUUCACGGAAAUAGCAUGGAAAAACAAUGCUUCCAGUGGCCACUUCCUAAGGAGGAACAACCCCGUCUGAUCUCAGAAUUGGCACCACGUGAGCUUGCUAAGUGAUAAUAUCUGUUUCUACUACGGAUUUAGGCAACAGGACCUGUACAUUGUCACAUUGCAUUAUUUUUCUUCAAGCGUUAAUAAAAGUUUUAAAUAAAUGGC